CAUACAUACACACAAAUACAGAUACUCUCUAAUGAUAAUAUAAAAAUUAAACAUUAGUUAAAACUCAUUUUAAACAGACAUACAUAUGAUGUUUUAGAUAAAUCACAUUUUCGUGGUGUUUAAUAAUUUAAUAAAAAAAAAUUGUAAUUUUUUGGUGUAAUUUUUCACACAAUUAAAAUCUAGAAAACAAUAGCUAUGAAUUCAACUAUUAAAUUAAAGCCAUUUGUAAAUUGUUUUAAAUUAAACAAUAAUAAUAUUAUUAAUAAUAAUAAAACUAAACAAUUAUUAAGUUUACAAUCAAUACGUUAUUUGAGUGGAUCAUCACCGAAAAAGACUUGUCUCUAUGAUUUUCAUGUUGAAAACGGUGGCAAAAUAGUCAACUUUGCUGGCUUUCAGAUGCCUGUCCUCUACAAUAACCUAUCAAUCAAUGAUUCCCAUUUACAUACACGACAGUCCUCAAGUUUGUUUGAUGUCUCACAUAUGUUACAAAUGCAGUUCACAGGUAAAGAUUGUAUUGAUUUUAUGGAAAGACUAACAGUGGCCGACAUCGAUGGCCUACAAGUGAAUACAGGGACUCUUACAUUGUAUACCAACGACAAGGGAGGCAUUAAUGACGAUCUGAUUGUGUCGAAGACGGCAAACGAUUCCCUAUAUAUUGUGUCAAACGCCGGUCGUAUUGAACAAGACUUGAAGCAUGUGAUGGAAAAUUGUCAAUUGUAUAAAUCAAACAACAAGGAUGUCGACGUACAGGUGCUCAAUAGGGCACUGUUGGCCUUACAGGGACCCCAGUCGGCUACAUGUCUGCAGCCAUUGGUUGGCGACUAUGAUUUGGCAAAAUUGAAUUUUAUGACAUCCGUGGUGACCAGUGUUUGCGGUAUAGAGGACUGUCGUAUUACGCGAUGUGGAUAUACCGGUGAGGAUGGUUUUGAAAUAUCGGUGCCCACAGAAAAAGCCGUUUAUGUAUGCAAAACAUUAUUAAGCGCAUCGAAAGGUGCGAUCAAAUUGGCCGGUUUGGGCGCCAGAGAUACACUGAGACUUGAAGCCGGUCUAUGUCUUUAUGGUAAUGACAUCAAUGAGACUACCGGUCCGGUGGAGGGAUCGUUGACGUGGACUAUAGCCAAAAGGCGAAGAAAUGACGCGAAUUUUAUUGGCGCCGAUAUUAUAUUAAAACAAUUGAAAGUAAAACCUAAAUCCCGAAGAGUAGGCUUAAUGGGUCUGACAUCGGGUCCACCCGCACGAUCUCAUGUUCAGGUGCUUGACGUCACCUCCAAACAGCCGAUCGGUGAAGUGACCAGUGGUUGUCCAUCGCCGUCGCUGAAGAAAAACAUAGCGAUGGCAUAUCUGCCGUUCAGUCAUAAGUUGGGUACAAAUGUCUUGUGCGAUAUCCGUGGCAAACAGUUUGAGUACGAGAUCGUGAAAAUGCCGUUUGUGGCCACAAAAUAUUACUUCAUUAAAUAAAAAUAAAAAAUUUUAAAAAGUCAACUGUGCCAUCAAUUAAUUGGGUGUAUUAUCAACUUUCAUAUAUUUAAUUGCUUUUAUUAUUAAUAUCUAAAUAGUAAUCAUAGUGUUUAGCAAAUUUAUAUUAAUAAUAAUAAGUACCAGUAAUUACUUAA
Messenger RNA from Oppia nitens, 1613 nucleotides. Its product is annotated as aminomethyltransferase, mitochondrial-like. Gene Ontology annotation, biological process: glycine catabolic process. Gene Ontology annotation, molecular function: aminomethyltransferase activity; protein binding. Lineage: Eukaryota; Metazoa; Arthropoda; Arachnida; Sarcoptiformes; Oppiidae. The record is from RefSeq and is a predicted model, not a curated record. The transcript has a single exon. Gene Ontology annotation, cellular component: mitochondrion. Bases 196 to 1458 code for a protein of 420 amino acids.